AUGGCGGCUACCGCCCGGCCCCGGACCUCGCCCGGCUGCAACCACGCCGUGUUCCUCAUCCUGGCGGUGGCUCUCUGCACCCUCGGUCCCGUCCGGACGUCCAAUCCUCUGUCCCCCGCCGCCGCGCCCGCCGCUGAUUGCGCCGGCAAGGGGAAGGCGGGCAGCAACUGCUCAGAGUUAAAUGUUAAAGAAUUGGAUGAGAAAGUAUGUGAUGAAUCAUCAUGUAAAUAUGGGGGUGUUUGCAAGGAAGAGGGAGAGAGUUGGAAAUGUGUAUGCCAAUUACAGUGUCAUACAAAUUAUAUUCCUGUUUGUGGUUCAAAUGGAGACACCUAUCAAAAUGAAUGCUUUCUUAGAAGAGCUGCUUGCAAGCAUCAAAAAGAUAUAACAGUGGUUGCCAGAGGGUCAUGUUACUCAGAUAAUGGCUCUGGAUCAGGAGAAGGAGAGUACGAAGGAUCUGGAACGGACAUUCAUAGAAAACAUUCCAAAUGCGGAGUUUGCAAGUACAGAGCUGAAUGUGAUGAAGAUGCAGAAAAUGUUGGGUGUGUAUGCAACAUAGACUGUAGUGGCUACAGUUUCAACCCUGUUUGUGCAUCUGAUGGAAGUUCCUAUAAUAACCCAUGCUUUGUUCGAGAGGCAUCUUGCCUGAGGCAGGAACAGAUUGACAUCAGACACCUUGGACAUUGCUCAGAUUCUGAUGAUUCCAACUUAUUGGGAAAGAAGGAUGAUGGAAUGCAGUAUCGGCCAGAUGUGAAAGAUGCAAGUGAUCAAAGAGAAGACAUCUAUAUUGGAAACCAUAUUCCUUGCUCGGAUAGUUUUAGUAGCUACUGCAUCCAUGGAAAAUGUGAAUUCAUUUAUUCAACACAGAAAGCUUCCUGCCGGUGUGAAUCUGGAUACACAGGACAACAUUGCGAAAAAACAGACUUUAGCAUACUUUAUGUUGUCCCGAGUAGACAAAAGUUCACUCACGUGCUUAUUGCAGCAAUAAUUGGAGCUGUCCAGAUUGCCAUUAUAGUUGCAAUUGUUAUGUGUAUAACCCGGAAAUGUCCCCAAAACAACAGAGGACGGCGGCAGAAGCAAAAUUUAGGCCACUUUACUUCAGAUACGUCAUCCAGAAUGGUUUAGCAGCAUUUUUUAUACCUACAUUGACCAUGUGAUGUACAAUUUUAUUAACUUUUUUUAAAACAAUGGAAUAUUUAUUUCAGAGGCCUUAUUUUUGGACAUUUUAAUUAUUAUUGUUAUUAUUAUUGUUUUUAGUGUAGCUGUCUCGUUUUAUUCCAGGAAGCAGCUAACAGCUAUGGACUGCUCUAGUAACUUCUCAUUUCAUGGUUUGAGAAAGAUGUUAGUUUAUUUCUUGUAUUUGUAUCCCAUGGUUAUAUUGAUAAGACUUAUGCUUUAAUCAUGGAAUGUAAGAAUUUUGAAAGGAGAGACGUUUCACCAAUGGUUAUUCAACAAAUGAAAAUGGAGCCCAUCAUGUUUCUUAGCAAAAAGGGUAAAGAUGUUUACAACAUACUUUUCUUAUGAGGAACUAGAAGACACUGUGUUUAAAUACCGUAGAUAUUUAAAUGUUUUUAAAACUUAGUAAUGGAUUUUUUUAGACACUGCCAAUCGCAUGAAAUGUGGAUAUGUGUUUUUGUGUGUAGUUGUAACAUUUAGAAUGGGCUGAAUCCAGGUUAAGUUAGCUCUAUCUAGUGCUCAUAAGAAUCAGUGGACGAGUUAAUCUAAAUUCCCAUUGUUUUCAAUGAAAACAAAUUGUUCAAUUAACUUAGAAUGCAAUCCUAUACAUCUGUACUCAAAAAUAAGUCCCAUUCAGUUUAAUGGAAAUUAUUCCCAGGUAAGUAUGUAAAGGACUGCCUCUUUAGUCUGGAUCCAAUCCAAGAUAUAUGGCCCAGGUUUCAGUGCCAUUUUCUUCAUAAAUAGCUGACACUUUUAUUUUUAAAUUGUAAAAUAAUAAUUAUAAUAUACAGUUCAUUAUUCGAAAAACUGCUCAGCUGAGCAGAGCACAUUUGUCCUGGAGAGACAAAUAUAUUGUUUUUUUUUGUUAUGAAUUAUGUUAAUAAUCCACAUACCUGAUUGGGAUGUAGCUGUGUUAGCCACUGUUUAAACAAUUUUCAUAUUUACUACACUUUUCUAAAGAAGAUACCUGUUUUCACAUCAGCAAAUACAAUUGUAUAGUCUUUGUGAUUAAAAUGCAAAAAAACAAAAAUAGUAUAAAAGAUUUUGUGCUCUUGUCAAGAAUAAUUUCAAGAGCUACGAAUGUGUCUCCCCAAAAAGUCUGCUGGUUGUAUUUAUUAUAUUAAUAGGAUGUUAGUAAUUGUUUGGAAGAUUCAGAGCUAAAAUGUAACUAGGGUGUGUUCCAACUGUUUAACAUGUAGUUUUAGGCUUCCCAAUUCUGCAUGUAGGAAUAAAUAAUUUGUUCAAUAAAAAGGCUUUGAAUAUUUCAACUGGAAAGAUAUGCCAAUGCAAUGUUUUCUUUUCUUAUUUAAUCUGUCCCAAAUGCAUUUAUUCAUUAUUGUAAGGAGCAACAUGUGUGCUUGGAAAGAAAAUGGGAAAUGUCAUUUCAAUUGCAAAGCUCUGUUAGAAAGCAUUGAUCCUCUCCCUACCACCUGAACACAAGAAAAAAAAUAUUAACAUGGAUUUUAAUAGACCGUGGGUUAAUUCUUUGAUUGCUAUAUUGUUUGCUGUUCCUAGAUUAACUCAGAUAAGUUUAUGGU
Messenger RNA from Pseudonaja textilis, 2711 nucleotides. RefSeq names its product transmembrane protein with EGF like and two follistatin like domains 1 (gene TMEFF1). The record is from RefSeq and is a predicted model, not a curated record. Gene Ontology annotation, cellular component: plasma membrane. NCBI's taxonomy places the organism in Eukaryota, Metazoa, Chordata, Lepidosauria, Squamata, Elapidae. Gene Ontology annotation, molecular function: protein binding.